CCUGUACUGUGUCCGCAGUCUCUGGUCAUCUCCUGUACUGUGUCCGCAGUCUCUGGUCAUCUCCUGUACUGUGUCCGCAGUCUCUGGUCAUCUCCUGUACUGUGUCCGCAGUCUCUGGUCAUCUCCUGUACUGUGUCCGCAGUCUCUGGUCAUCUCCUGUACUGUGUCCGCAGUCUCUGGUCAUCUCCUGUACUGUGUCCGCAGUCUCUGGUCAUCUCCUGUACUGUGUCCGCAGUCUCUGGUCAUCUCCUGUACUGUGUCCGCAGUCUCUGGUCAUCUCCUGUACUGUGUCCGCAGUCUCUGGUCAUCUCCUGUACUGUGUCCGCAGUCUCUGGUCAUCUCCUGUACUGUGUCCGCAUCUCGGGUCAUCUCCUGUACUGUCCGCAGUCUCUGGUCAUCUCCUGUACUAUGUCUGCAGUC
This is a messenger RNA of Staurois parvus, 420 nucleotides long. Lineage: Eukaryota; Metazoa; Chordata; Amphibia; Anura; Ranidae. The record is from the annotation of a GenBank genome assembly.